Molecule: messenger RNA, 2070 nt
Organism: Lachnellula hyalina
Lineage: Eukaryota; Fungi; Ascomycota; Leotiomycetes; Helotiales; Lachnaceae
Product: Nitrogen assimilation transcription factor
Exons: 4
Coding region: 1-2070 (689 amino acids)
Biological process (GO): regulation of DNA-templated transcription; DNA-templated transcription
Molecular function (GO): DNA binding; DNA-binding transcription factor activity, RNA polymerase II-specific; zinc ion binding
Source: RefSeq, a predicted model, not a curated record
AUGUCUUUCAGAAGAAUCCGUCCGUCCUUCGGAGACAGCAGUGCGUCUCCCAGCAACCCAAGCCAGUACCAGUCCACAUCCGAGAGCACGGGCAAUUCGGGCAGUGAUCCACGCCACCCGCUCGACGCUGGCAGUUCGAGUAAAAGCACCUCUAGCAACAUAAGUGGCUCUACAGCAUCGUCCAAACGUCGAAGGGUCCCAGAGUCAGUUACACGAAAUGCCUGCCUUAACUGUAAGAAGGCUCGAGCAAAGUGUGACGGUGAGAAACCGUGUCAUAGGUGUGCGUCACGAAUAGAACCCUCCGAUUGCGUUUACGAAGUUCAUAUCAAGCAUGCAAAGGAGGAGCUUGUCAGGCAGAUCAGAGAGCUCGAGGCAAAGGACCAUUUGACCGACCAGAUCCUCCAAGCACUCUCGACAGAUGAUGGAAAAGUUCCCGAGAUUCUGGAACGCCUUCAGAAUGGAGAAGCGUAUAGCACCAUCGUCAAAAGUCUGGGCCAUUCCCCUAUCGAGGAUCUGGAGACCACAUCGCCUAGAACGUCUCAUCAUUCUACCUUCGAAGUCGCGGAUCACGAAAUGGGAGGGACGUCAUCUUCUCACAAAUGGACAACUGUGACCUCUGAUUCUGCGGUCUUGGACCAUCUCUUCCAGUUGUAUUUUGCCUGGGUCCAUCCUGUUCAUACACUGUUCAGCGAAGGCCGUUUCGUCGAUAGUUACAAAAGGCAGUCCAAAAAAUACUGCUCGUCCGCUCUUGUCAAUGCCAUUUGUGCAAUGGCUUGCCAUUUGCACUCUGUGGCAGACUCGGACGAAAUAGAUUUUGUGCAACUGGGCGAAGACUUCAGUGAUGCUGUGCGGGACGACAUGAACCCGGAGGACAAAACCAUUACCACCGUACAAGCCUUUGCGGUCAUGUUCCUGAUAGACUCUGCUCGUGGAAAAAGCUUGCGUGCCUCGUCUUACCUGAGGGUGGCUACCGAUAGUCUAUCCAACGUCGCAUACCAGACAAGUGACGGCUUCGCAGAGGUUUGGAAGAACACCGUUCGAGGAGUGCAGAAUCUCAAUGUUGAAUGGGCGCAAAUGACCUUCCAGGCCCCCGUGAUAGUCAACUACACAGCUUCCGACACCAUUGAAGAGAACGACUCAGAGCCAGAUGAAGCCAAAUGGUACUUCUAUCGCUAUGUGAAUGAUCAAUGCCCCGCGUGGCCAGGGCUCCUAGCCACAACGAAUAGGGAGAAGUCCAAACUGAUCAGGAUCAUCCGAGACGUGGCCACGAUGAUGUAUAGCCAGCCAGGUUCAAAGUUAUCUGCACGUCAAAUCCUGCAACAGUAUAGCAAGUUCGUGGCAUGGCAGGAUGACCUUCCGACCAGCAUUGGAGACAUCGAGAACAACAAUAGCCAAGCACUUCCGCAUGUGCUCUCUCUCCUAAUCCUAUUCAAGAACUCCAUAAUCCAGCUCCUCCGUCCUCUACUCGAUUUCGAAGGGUUUCCAACGACUCUUGUGGAAGAAGUCAUUUGGACGCACGCCCAGCAAGGAUUGUACCUCAUCGACCAACAUUAUUGCACCCAGUACACCUGCCGAUAUCAACCACUACUUCAGAUGUUCUCAGUACUUCAUCUGACUGAUGUGGUUGUCAGAUUUUUCCCCGGAGGUAUGGAGGGUGGUGCUAAGGACGGACCCGAAGCUAUUCAGUUUGCGAUGGAAGCUCUCAUGCAGUCGCGUGCCGGAUUUCCAGUCGCAAGACCAUUACAAGAAAUGCUGAGAAGGACUGCGAAAGAAUGCUCCAUUCCAUUACCUCGCAACCCCAAUGACAUCAUGCCACUACCUGGUAAAUCCCAAGAGAUUUAUCGCUUGGACGACUUUAUCGAUGCGUGCACUAGGAAAACGUAUACUCAGCCUGUCGAGGAGAUUCAUGCAAAGUAUGCUCCAUCAUUUUCCACGGAUUGGAUUACUGAAGGACCUGCGCAUGGGUUCCUGGCAUCGACCUCGGGUCCUUCGAGAUGGAAAAUUCCAUCGGCGGAGGAGAGGGGCGCUCAGAGUCUCAUGCAGAUUCACAAUCUGCUAAAUACAAAUUGA